Messenger RNA from Pelobates cultripes (western spadefoot toad), 6537 nucleotides. Lineage: Eukaryota; Metazoa; Chordata; Amphibia; Anura; Pelobatidae. The record is from the annotation of a GenBank genome assembly.
AUGAUAGUUGACCUCUCUCCUCUAGUUUCAGAUUCACAGCAAUUAAAGCUCACUCAGAUCUCCGGGAAGCUACAGUCUGGGAGGACUGGGCCAGUGAAGUUGGAAUGCCAACCUAUUGGGUCUGAUUUAAGGGAUUAUGGGGUGUUCUGGUUCAGACAGAGGAAAGACGCAUCAUCUCCAGAGUCAAUAAUGUAUCAAUCUAACAUGGCCAACAAAGUAACACAAAGCAAUUUACCAAACAAAGAGAGUUUCAAGUCAACUAAAGGGGGUACUAGCUACAACCUGGAAAUCAAUCCAUUUGGAGAGAAGGACCAAGGGAUCUAUUAUUGUCUGGUUAAUAGUAAAUCGGUCCUGUAUAUCAUCCCUGGGGUCUCCCUCUACUAUGCUACAGGUACUGUAUGGUCUAUAAUACCAAUCAACAUUAACAUGCACCACAACACAGCAGGAACUAAACUAUAAACUCAUAGAUGGCAGAUAUCUAAUUAUACGUCAAUAUACAUAUAUAUAUAAUGUGUAAAAUAUACAGAGAGACCAUGUUUAUCUAUAAUGCACAGAGAGAACAUGUUUAUAUUCAGAGGUGUACCCUUGCGCCCUUGGUAUCUAGCGCCUUUGGCCCCUCUGUGUGUCUCCUCCCCCAAAGUGUGUGUGUGUGUGUCUCUUCCCCUCCAAGCCCCUUUACGUAUCUCCCCCCCCAAGCCUCUCUGUGUCUUCCCCCUCCAUGUGUUUCAUUUACCCCAGCCUAUCCAUGUGUCUCAUGCCCCUCCCAGGGCCGGCGCUACCUGUUAGGCGGACUAGGCAGCCGCCUAGGGCGCCCCUUAGGAGCACCAGUCCCCCUCAUGCUGCACCCGCCCCGAGUGAUCUGUAGAGAGCCUCAGGCGGCUGCAGCUUUGCCCGGGCUGGUCCGUCCAUGAGGGCGCACCGCCCAGGCGCAGCAUGAUGAGAGGGGCUGACAGGAGGGAAGCGCUCAGCGCUCCCUCCUGUCACUCCCUCACUGUAGCGUGGCCGAGCUCUGUAUGGUCCGCGGGUACAGGGAGUACUCAGUGUGCACUUCCUUUUAGUCCGGCCGGGUACAGGAAACAAAAGCUCCCUGUACCCGCGGACCAUACAGAGCUCGGCCACGCUACAACAGUGGUAGGGGGGGAUAAAGAAAUUGGAAGGGGUGGUGGGGAGAAGGAAAUUGGAGGGGGGGAAGGAAAUUGAAGGAGGGAGAAAAUUUGAGGGAUAGGGGAGAAAUUGGGGGAGAUUGACAUCCAUCACACACACACAAUCACACACAAUGCACCCCUUGCACACAGAAAAACACACAAUGCAUUACACACACACAGACACACAUACACAAGCAAUGCAUCCCUUACACACACAGAAACACACAAUGCAUUCAUUACACACACUCAAUGCAUCCCUUACAGAUGCACACACUGCAUCCCAUACAUACACAAACACAUCUUGCAGCCCUUACACAUACAAACACAGAUUCACACAAUGCAUUCCUUACACACAUCAGGACAUCCCCUACACACACCACCCCCUGUGAACAAACUCAUUGGUGGAACAUGAAGGUGGACCCUGGGACCCAGACCUUGAGCUGUGUAAAGGGCCCCCAAAAAAUGGAGCUGCUUCCCAUUCUCCCAGAACAUUGAUUUUUGUGACCACAGUUACAAACCGCCUCCAGAGAGCCUGUUCUACACCAGACCAGUGGAGCCAGACUGCAGCUAGAGCCCAUCAUCAUCCUCAUCUGGUUGUAAGUAGGCAAUCUAGUAUAUUAUUCGUGGCACUAAUCUCUAAUUUACCUCACAUUAAAGAAACACUAUAGUCCCCAGAACCACUUCAGCUUAAUGUAGUGGUUCUGGUGUCUAUAGCCUGUCCCUGCAGGCCUUUUAAUGUAAACACGGCGGCACUGCAGCACUGGCGUUAGUUAACAUGGCAGAUCAUAUGGGUGGGGCAUUGUGAUGUCACAUGGGGGGGGCGGCAAACUUUACUUUUGCCUAGGGCGGCAAAAAUCCUUGCACCGGCCCUGGCCCCUCCAGCCACUCAAUGUGUCUCAUUCACCCCCCAGUCACUCCAUGUGUCUCAUUUAAUCUUAACCUCUCCAUGUGUCUCAUUUACCCCCUGCCUGUCCCUCCAGCCCCACCAUGUGUCUCAUUAACCCCCAGCCCAUCCAUGUGUCUCAUUUAACUCCCUCAGCCCUUCCAUGUGCUCCAUGUGUCUCACUUACUCCCCCAGUCCCACUAUAUGUCUCAUUUACCACCUCCCAGCCCUACCAGCCCCUCUAUGUGUCUCAUUUACCCCUGCAUGUGUUUUCUUUACCACCACCCCCAGUCCCUCUAAUACCUGCUGACCUGCAUAUUGCGUGGCUGAGUCACGGUACCACUCCGUGAACAUUAACUGCCAGAUCGGUUAGAGGCUAUGAAAGCUCCUCUCCAGUGGCUCGGCCACGCUACUUGGAGAGGCGGUCAUCCGGCAAUCGCUCCCUGUAGGUUUGCCGGCCUACCAGGAAAUUUCCUGGUAUCCCGGUGGACCAUCUGGCCAUCUGGCUCCUGCCUCGGCCUGCGCCCCUGUUUAUAAUACAUAGAGAGAACAUAUAUAUAUGUAUAUAAAAUACACAGAGAGAGCAUGUUUAUCUAUAAUAGACAAAUACAAAAUGUUUAUCUGUAAUAAACGGGUAGAACAUUUUUAUCUUUAAUAAAUAGAGAGAACAUAUAUAUAUAUAUAUAUAUAUAUAUAAUACACAGAAAGAAAAUAUGUAUCUAUAAUACAUAGGGAGAACGUGUUUAUUUAUAAUACACAGACAGUCUAUCUAGGUUGGUGGUGGUUGGAGAGGAUCUAUCCUGUAAAAGAUGGGACUUUACUAGACAAGGAUUUAUAUUGUUAAUAUUGUUAUAAUUCACUAGUAAAAUAUUUAAUUUUUCCAUAAUAUUGCUAUCUCUGCAGUAUUACACAAAAUCUCCUUCACACAAGAUAAUGUUUUAUAGUUUUAAGCUCUAUAUUGUAAAUAACAUAUAAUAAUAAUAAUAAUAAUAAUAACAAUAUAAUAAUAAUAAUAAUAACAAUGUCCAUUUAUUCACACCAUACCUACACACGGGGAGUGACAGAAUACAGAGAAGGAAGAUCCACAAAGUAUAAAGUUAGACUUUUCCUAGGGCUCCAAGGACUGUACUUUAGCAUUUAAGCACUUUAAUUACAUAUUUGAAUGUGGGGAUAAUGGUCCAGAGUCACUAGUCAUUUAAUUUAUAGCCAUACAAAAAUAUAACUUAAUUUAGACCUACUUAUUGCUUAUAAUGCAAUUUAUAUCACUUCCCCUGAAUCGUAUCCUCGGAAAAGGAAGGUUACCUUUACAGCCCAGCUCCAGCAUUUGGCAAAUAAAUCAUAUUUUACUCUACUUGAGUGUAAUAGUGAUAUAUAGCCACCAGUCGUUUAGUUUAGUACAUUGCGCUUGUGCGAUUAGGUUUUUUUAGGACAUUUUUUAAAAUGUGGGACAAUAUCCCAGGACAAUUAUUUAGUGGGACAGGAGGCCAAAAACCGUAUCUGUCCCAUGCAAGCUGGAAGAGCACUCUCAGCCAAUGAGCACAGCCGUGCAUGGCUUAGCUCAGUGGCAGGAUCCUCCAGCAGCAGGGGAGGCAAUGGUGGGUUGUAGUAGUUAUGGUGCUUGCAGUGUUCCAUUAAAAGCCUGGAUGUGUGUUUGGGAGUGGAAGCACGUGUGAUGUGUGUGAGGUGACUGCGUGUGUUGUUUAGGUUUACAUAUAUACACACACACAGAUAAUACAUAUACACAGAGAAAAAUACACACACACACAGAUAACACAUACACACAAAGAUCACAUUACAUAUUUUUAGCCACCCCCUGCCUCCAUAUCUUUUGGUGCGUGAAAUUGGCUUUCCGGGGUCCAAUGGCAUCUGACUGAGUCUGAUGGGAAUCUGGUCGGGGUCUUCCUGCUCUCUAUUGUCCUUCCCUCUCUCCCGCAUGGCUCGUUGGUAAGCUGGGAGGAAGUGACUUGUACUCACUUCCUCCCAGCACCUCAGGUUUCACACUGAGUGAGAGUCAGUCAGUCUUGUGCGCAUUCACCAGGCUAACAUGUCAAUUCUUCAGGUGUUUCUGCCGCCUUUCUAUAUGAAUCUACCCCUUUGGGUGGUGCCAGUAAUGCAGGUUUCCCCUAAUACCAGAAAAUGCUGGAUAACCUUUAUAUGACCUUAUCAUUAGUCAAAAUUGUUUAGUUGAGCCAUAAUAGGGAGAAGAAGUAGUUAGAUCUUUGGUUGCGGAGGUAUUUUUCCUCCACUAAUACAUGUAUUAUAUAUAAUUAUUGUCUGCUCUCUCCAAAGUUACAACUAAAGCUUCAGUGCCAGAGACACAAUCAAAAAAAACACCAAUUACACCUAUCUUCACAGACCAAAAGUGUGACUGCAACACUGCCACAGCAGGUAUUUCAAAACUCUUAUACUAUUUUUAUGUAUCCCAGAUAGGUGAAACGCGUUGGGUACUUAUCUCAGUGUCACAGAAGGUUACAAUGUCUUACACGGGACUAUGUUUCCUGCAACAUGUUAAUUAACAGAAAGUACACGCUUGUCACUCCAUAUUCUUAUAGACACCAAAAGCGAUAUGUAGGCAUUUGCAUGUUCCAUUUUUAUUUCUUCAUAUAUGUGUUAUGAGGACUAGUAAAUGUAUUGCAAACCUCUGACAAUGUGAAUUGUUUCACAGUUUUUUCACCUCCUUUUCACUACCACCUCAUUCUGGUUCCAAUGGGUGCUUUUAGUGCCUUUACACUUUAUAUUCACACUGGCACAGGAUUUUUUUUAUAAACCCCUACACUAGCAAGCAAUUCUUGUUUGAAGAAAUAUUAGCAUCACAUUUAUUUGAAACAUGGGGUGUACAGCUAGCCCAUAGGUGUAUGAUAAAACAACAAAUUUAGCUUGCAGUUCAAACAUAAAAAAAUAUGCAAAUUGGCACUUUUUUUUUUUUUGGUACGUCCAUUUUUUUAAUAUUAAGAAUGAAAAGUUUUAUGUUGAAAUAUUUUCGAAUGUAAAAAAUAAUCUCUUCCUUUGAGCAUAGUGUCUACAUAGAAGAAGUACAAUUAAACCAAACAUUUCUAAAAUAAAGGUAUUUAGAACAGAUUUAGAGCAAUCUCUUAAAUACUAAUGCAAUUCUACAAAGGCUUACGAGAGACCCAAUUCACUCCACUACCCUCUUGGACUGUAGGAAUGGUAAGACCUUUAAAUCUUCCUUUACUGUUUGGAAGGAAUUUGGGAGGGGGGUUAUUUGCAGGACAUUUGUAGACAUUCAUUUGGUUAAAUGUAAUCCCUUUAUAUGCUGGCUUGAAGCUAAAUGAGACUUUAUGGACUAAAUAUAAUUUUGCAAAGGGAAUGAGAGUUAAAAAAAAAACCUAUGCAUACACACUUUUGGUAGUGAAGAGGUUAACUUCAUACCCAUGUUGUUUGUAGUGGAUGCUUUUUGAAAAAGUUCCCAAAAUACUGCCAUCACUAGGUACAUGUUAAGUGGCGAUACCACUAAAGGGCACGCUGCUUCCACUAUACCCAUAAACUUCCUGCUAUAUCAUAAAAGCACUCACCACAUCCUGGCUAAAAAUGUGUAUCAUUAUUCUAUUAAACUGUUAACUCACUGCUUGAUAUAAGUCUGCCUUUUAUACUAUGUAUCAUCAUCAUGUUUUAGGAUUCAUCAUACAUUUCUGCAGUUACCCUUAAUAAUAGAGCACUCUUUUAAACACAGCUUUUCAAACCAAAGCAUUGGACAAAUUACUUAAAUCCAUCCAUAGAUUGUCAGUUCCAACCUUUUGAGGCUUGCCAACACUGUGUUAGUUCUAGUUUAGGAGUCUCUCUGUCAACAUUUAGCUGAGUACUAAAUAUGUUGUGACAUCAAAACAUGAUGAAACUUUUAGAUCAAAACCUCCCUAAAUUAAUGCAUUUCUCAAAAUGAAACCAGACAGAAACAUCCCACAUUGCUAAAAAGAAACAUUCAUGGUAUGUCCCAAUACUAACAUGUUAAUUCCAGAUACUAACAUGUUAAUUCCAGAUAAUAACAUGUUAAUUCCAUGGAUACCAUAUUUAUAGUCUUGCGUAGAAUAAGUUCUCUCCAUCUUUCUCUAACACUCUCUACACUAGGGCUGGGCAAAUGGUAGAUCCCCAGAUAUUGUAGAACUACAACUUCCACGAUGCUUUGCCAUUCUAAAGGCUGGCAAAGAAUCAUGCCAAAUGACUGUUAUGGUUUGGUUCCUUUAAAUGUUCUAUGCGUUUAAAGAUAUUCUAUGUUAUGUUCCUUUAAAAGUUUGGAAUCCUUUCACAGGAACUGACUGCUGCAGCCGAGGUGUAUUUACACGCACACUGUCAGUGCGUUAUUGCAUUGAUAUUGUGUCUGUUACCCUUCGCCUGUCUUCCCAUUCACCUCUCUCCACUCUAGGUCCAUUCGCCCCGAACGCCUCCUCUCGGGUUCCCUUAAGCCUCUGCAAAAGCCUCAUAGUUCCUCGAAUUGAUCUUCUGGAUUUCGAUCUUGGCUACAAUAAUUCCCUCUGGUCAUUGGCCUCGGACUGA